Molecule: messenger RNA, 3386 nt
Organism: Amblyraja radiata (thorny skate)
Lineage: Eukaryota; Metazoa; Chordata; Chondrichthyes; Rajiformes; Rajidae
Gene: tfa
Product: transferrin-a
Exons: 17
Coding region: 109-2205 (698 amino acids)
Biological process (GO): antibacterial humoral response; iron ion transport
Cellular component (GO): extracellular region; plasma membrane; recycling endosome
Source: RefSeq, a predicted model, not a curated record
AAAUCCUAGACUAUAUAAGGCAGCAAACAACCCAAAUGUUCUGCAACAAACUUCUGCCCAGCAGAUUUGUGACUGAACCACGGAAUCUCUCUAUUCCAGUUUGGCAAGAUGAUUUAUCUGCGCACUGUUAUACUCGCUGCAAGUAUUUCCCUUUUAGUUGCGGAUAACCAGUUGAUCACCUGGUGUACAAUCUCCACAGCGGAAUUAUCGAAAUGUACUGAUUUGAAAAAUGCGAUGGAAGAUAACUUUAAAUGUAUAAUGAACGACUCGGUUGAAGCUUGUUUUUCUGCUAUUAAGACUGGAAUUGCAGAUGCCAUAACCGUUGACGGGGGAGAUAUAUAUAAGGGUGGUCUUUUGCCGUAUCCACGUCUUAAGCCGAUCGUAGCUGAACAUACUCCAGGAGGAUCCUGUUACUAUGCUGUUGCAGUGGUAAAGAAAGGAAGCAACUUCCAGUUCCAAGAACUACAGGGCAGAAAUUCUUGCCAUACGGGCCUGGGCAAAUCAACUGGCUGGAUUAUCCCAGUAGGAACUAUUUUGAAAUACAACCUAACAUCUUGGGAUGGAGUUAGCCCCAUUGAACAAGUUGUGGUUGAUUUCUUCUCCGCCAGCUGUGUUCCAGGUGCCAAGGCAACUUUCCCUGAACUCUGUAAGCAGUGUAUAGGAUUAGCUGAGAAACACUGCAAACGAUCACAUGAGGAACCUUACUACGAUUAUUCUGGAGCCUUUCAAUGUUUGAAGGAUGGUCAAGGAGAUGUGGCCUUUGUGAAACACAGCACAGUGCCAGCUGCUGAGAGGAGUGACUAUGAGCUCCUAUGUCUAGAUGGCACCAGGAAGCCUGUUAUGAGCUACAAGAAUUGUCACUGGGCUAAAGUGCCAGCUCACGCAGUGGUGGCGAGAAGUGGUGAUACUGAGAAAGCGAAGAAUGAGGCCAUCUGGAACUUCCUAUCGAAAGCUCAGGAAUUAUUUGGGCAUAAGAUGAAUUCAUCAUUCAAACUCUUCGAUUCCUCAAAAUAUGGGCAGAAGGACUUGAUGUUCAAAGACUCAACACAGGAAUUGGUUCACCUUCCCAGUGGAAUGGAUUUCUUUAUUUAUCUUGGCAGUGAUUAUGUGCAUGCUAUACAGAUCCUUGAAACCACGAACAGCAGUGUUUUGAAUAUUGGAAAGAUCCGAUGGUGUGCUAUUGGCGAUCUUGAAAAGCAGAAGUGUGAGAGCUGGGGAUCAGUACGUUGUGUGAAAGGCGAAAAUGCUGAAGACUGCAUAAGACAGAUCAAGUAUGGAGAUGCUGAUGCAGCAAGCUUUGAUGGAGGAGAGGUAUACAUUGGAGGAAAGUGUGGCCUCGUUCCAGUUAUGGCAGAGUAUUAUGACAAAACUAAUCCUGAUUCAUGCAAACCCACAGCAGUCAACACUAAGAUACCCUCUUACUAUGCGGUGGCCGUCGUGAAGGAUCCGAGCCUGACCUGGGAGAAACUGGAGGGGAAGAAGUCGUGUCACACGGGAGUCGAACGUACUGCAGGCUGGAACGUGCCCAUGGGAACUCUGGUUGGAGAUGGAAAGAUCAAUGCAUGUGACAUUUAUAAUUCCACAUAUUUCAAUGAGAGCUGUGCCCCAGGAGCCAAUGCUGCCCUGUAUCCUAGACUCUGCUCCUUGUGCAUUGGCAAUGAGAUGUCGAUAGAUAAGUGUGCAGCCAACAACAAUGAGAGGUACUUCGGCUACAGUGGAGCCUUCAGAUGCCUGGUUGAAUCGGGUGACGUUGCUUUCAUUAAGCACACAACUGUGCCAGAUAACACUGAUGGGAAUGGAACGAUGGACUGGAACAAGGAUUUAACCUCUGGUAGCUACCACUUGUUGUGCAAAAAUGGGACGAUAGCCUCUGUUGAUCAGUUCCUGGACUGUCACUUGGCUGAUGUCCCAGCACAUGCCGUUAUGACACGACCUGAUAAGAAGUUUGCAGUGCUAAAUCUGCUGAAAAAUGAACAGUUGAAGCAUGGUCGCAAUGGAUCCAUGCAGGGCAACUUUCAGAUGUUUGGCUCAUCAACAUUUUCAGGAAAAAACCUACUUUUUAAGGAUUCCACUCAGUGUCUCAUUGAAAUCCCCCAAACUAAUUACGAAGACUUUCUGGGUGUUCGCUACAUCAAUAUUGUGGAAGGACUCCACUCUUGUAAAUCUCCUGAUCUCCUUGAAGCAUGUGCCUUUAAAAAGUGCUGAUGACUUGACCUACAGUUUCAUCUCAUGACCUGGAAUUCUCCUGCUCCCCACUGGAUGCCUGCUCGAGUACAACAUCCAUUGCACAUUUAUCUAAUUAAUCUUUAGCAUUUCAUAGAUGACCUGCAAAACGGUGAGCUAUAUAUCACACUGCUGUGUUAAAAAAUAUAUAUCUUUCUGCAAAAUGUAAUAAACUAUAAUGAGUACACUCAUAUCUGCUGUGCUGUUUUACAACUGUAAUAGAGCGCUUCACUUUUCAAAAAUAAUUCUUUCCAGUAUGUUACUCACUGCUUCUGCACAGCGAUGCAGCUCCACAGGUAAAAUAUAGUAGAUGUUUUAUUGCUCAAGUGACAGCAUGCAAUUCCAGUCAAUGAAAGUGACCAUAGAAAACAAUAAUCAAAAUAGAAGCAUUUCAAGUCCUUCCCCUGUCCUUUUAUUCAGCAUGCCAAAUUAUCGAAUUUCAAUAGGAUGUAGCAAUUAAUUUUCACCAUCAUGAAUCUCUAUAAAUGUAGUUUGCCCGUUUCCCCUUUAUGACUCACAUUGCUAAGCUGCUUGAAACUCUUCUUAGAAGAAAUGUAUCCAGAAUGCCAAAGCAAGCCUUUCUGAUGUGUUUUAUCAUCUGUUUUCCUAACUUUCCCAUAUGUGGUCCAGCUUCCAGUCACUAAUCAAUUGUAUUUUAUUUGGUUUCUGGCGGAUUGAUUUAUUCUAUCCACCAUGUCCACACAACUGCUGUAUGGCAAGAAAAGGAAUUAAAUUGUUCGGGCUUACUAAUUCUUGUCAAUAACAGAACAGUUUAUUCCCAAGAUGCAGUAACUGCAAAUAUUUCUUAUUUUUGCCUAGAAGGUACCAUCUUUCUGUAAUUGGAAUGCAAGUACCUAGUUAUAAUUGACCAUUUUUUUUGUCUUCUAUUUUCAACACUAGUUUGUGGCUCAAGUUCAUAUUCUAAGGGUGGUGGGAACAAACUGCGUGAGGAGGUAGUUGAGGCAGGGACUAUCCCAACAUUUAAGAAACAGUUAGACAGGUUUGGAGGGAUAUGGAUCAAACGUGAGCAGAUGGGACUAGUGUAGCUAGGACAUGUUGGCUGGUGUGAGCAAGUUGGGCCGAAGGACCUGUUUCCACAUUGUAUCACACUAUGACUCUAUGAUUACAACAAAUAAAAAUGCUUAUUGCUAACUAACUCUUUA